AUGCUGCCUCCAUCACAUGAAGCAACACAAGGUGUCACUUUGCUAAACAAGAGGCACAAGCACGUGGAGGGCAAAGACCAGGAGAAUGUCCAGAUUGACCCCAGCAAUGGAUUUGCUUACACAGUUUGGCAGGAUGUGCCUGUUCCAUUCUACAUGUCCAUCUAUUUCUUUCACAUCGUGAAUCCCGAGGGAAUUCUCCAUGGAGAGAAACCUGUUGUUGCACAACGUGGACCAUAUGUUUAUAGAGAAUACAGACCAAAAGGCAACAUAACCUUUCAUGAGAAUUACACCGUUUCGUAUCGGACAUAUCGCCAAUUUCAUUUUGUUCCUGAGAGGUCGGUUGGCAAUGAGAGUGACCAGCUUGUCCUGCCAAACAUGCUCGGUCUGGGAGCAGCAAUCUUGGCCGAGAAAUUCCCUCCGUUAAUGAAGGUCAUAUUCAACAUGGCCAUGAGGAAAUUUAAUCAGACUGCUUUCUUCAAAAAGACAGUAAAUGAGAUAAUGUGGGGCUAUGAUGACGAGUUUAUUAACUUCCUUCACAAACUCUUCCAGAACCGUCUGCCGUUUAAGGACAAGUUUGGUUUAUUUGCAGAUUUGAACAACACAGAUACUGGAUUAUUCACAAUUAAUACAGGAGUUGAUGACAUUAAUAAAGCCCAUAAAAUUAGCACCUGGAAUGGUCUUAAAAAGGUAAACUUCUGGCAUUCUGACCAGUGCAACAUGUUGAAUGGAACAGCAGGUGAACUGUGGCCUCCAUUCAUGGAUCCAUCUGACUCAUUGAAGUUUUUUAGCCCUGAUGCUUGUAGGUCAUUAGAGUUAGUUUACCAACAAUCAGGCAGGACCUUUGGGUUACCUUCUUUCCGAUACAUUGCUCCGAAGACAAUGUUUGCGAAUGGGACAGUGUAUCCCCCCAACGAAGGCUUCUGUCCCUGCAGGCAGUCCGGAGUGCUGAAUGUCAGCACGUGCAGAGACUAUGCUCAAAUCUUCAUCUCGCACCCGCACUUCUACAACGCUGACCCAGUCCUGUGGGAGGCUGUCUCUGGAUUACAUCCCAAUGAGAAGGAUCAUGCACUUUUCAUUGACCUCCAUCCUGUAUCUGGAAUCCCAUUGAAUGUCUCAAUUAAAUUACAGUUAAACCUGUUCCUUAAGUCUGCAAAAGGAAUAAGAAUUACUGGGAAAAUGCAGACUAUGCUGCUUCCUUUAAUUUGGUUUGAUGAGAGUGGGAAUAUCGAUGGUCCAAUUCUGGACAAUUUCUACAUUUUCAUGGAGGUAAUCCCGAUGGCUCUGCAAUAUAUCCAGUACAUCCUCCUGGGACUCGGGAUAGCAUUGAUGGUUAUUGCUGCAAUUCUGGGAAUUAUUUUUUUACGCCAGAACAGACACAAAAGCUCAGGCACUGAAAACAUUGACGAUAAAUCAGCUGAUUCAGAAAACAAACAAGGGCCGGAAUGUUUUAAUGGGAAGCUGAUGAGAACAGAAUCCCGUUUCUAGGUCUGUGAAGGAAAAGAAGAAUAUUCCAGAAGAAUGCCUCCCUAUUUUUUGCUAUUCGUGGAUUGGUGACUGAACAGACUGAGCUUGGAACCUGAACUGAUCUUUUUCACAAGAUUAUGUUUUUCUGUAAUUUUUGCCAAGAUAUUAAAAAAAACACACAUUUCUGAAUAAGGUUUUAGGAACAAAAAUUAAGGAAAAAAAU
Molecule: messenger RNA, 1687 nt
Organism: Carcharodon carcharias (great white shark)
Lineage: Eukaryota; Metazoa; Chordata; Chondrichthyes; Lamniformes; Lamnidae
Product: scavenger receptor class B member 1-like
Exons: 13
Coding region: 1-1485 (494 amino acids)
Biological process (GO): cholesterol efflux; recognition of apoptotic cell; cholesterol import
Cellular component (GO): caveola; cytoplasm
Molecular function (GO): scavenger receptor activity; lipid binding; low-density lipoprotein particle binding
Source: RefSeq, a predicted model, not a curated record